Molecule: messenger RNA, 6661 nt
Organism: Lathyrus oleraceus (garden pea)
Lineage: Eukaryota; Viridiplantae; Streptophyta; Magnoliopsida; Fabales; Fabaceae
Product: DNA polymerase zeta catalytic subunit
Exons: 24
Coding region: 137-6097 (1986 amino acids)
Biological process (GO): error-prone translesion synthesis; double-strand break repair via homologous recombination
Cellular component (GO): zeta DNA polymerase complex; nucleus
Molecular function (GO): DNA-directed DNA polymerase activity; nucleotide binding; DNA binding
Source: RefSeq, a predicted model, not a curated record
UUUUUAGAACUUAGAACAGACUCGAAAGCGUAUUUGAGAAGCUUUUGUAAUUAAAAGCUCUAACUACCUAGCGCCAAAACUUCCACCAUUUUCAAUUCCAUCACCGCCUUCACCGUGAUUCGUACCGGAGCAAAAUAUGUCAGAUUCACAGUCCAAUUCAGAGGUUUUCACCGUCCGGAUCGUCUCCAUAGACCAUUACAUGGCACCGCCAAUCUCCGCCAUUGAUAUCUCUUACAGCACCUUCCAAGGUGGAAAAGUGAACGAAGUUCCUGUGAUAAGAGUGUAUGGUUCUACUCCUGCUGGCCAGAAAACUUGCUUGCACAUACAUGGAGCUUUACCUUAUUUAUAUGUGCCGUGUUCAGAUAUACCGCUUCAACUAGAUCGAGAAGGUGAUGCAUACACCUAUAUUGUAGCUGAUUCUCUCGAGAAAGCUUUGAAGCUUAAAGGCAGUGCUGGUUCAUCGAGACAACAUGUACAUGGAUGCAGCCUUGUACGAGCAAGGAAAUUUUAUGGAUAUUGCUCAUUUGAAGAGUUUUUUGUAAAGAUUUACCUAUAUUAUCCUCAAGAUAUCUCUCGUGCAGCAAAUCUUCUCUUGGCUGGUGCUGUUCUUGAUAAAAGUUUACAGCCUCACGAAUCACAUAUUCCCUUUAUUCUUCAGUUUCUGGUCGAUUACAACUUGUAUGGCAUGGGUCAUUUACACUUGUCAAAGAUGAGGUUCCGCCAUCCCAUGCCGGAUUCUAUUCACAAGAAAUUAGACUUCAAUAGCCAGCACAAAAUGGCAGAUCUAGGUGCCGAAGCAUGUUUAGAGUCAAAGCUGUGGAUGUCUUCUAUGAUCUCAUUCGACUGGAUGUGGCCACUCCCUAAUGAAUUUGGUACUUCGUCAAGUGAUAAGGCUCACUGUCCUAAGCGUCAAAGCAUCUGCGAGCUUGAAGGAGAUGCUUCUGUAGAUGAUAUUCUUAAUCAGCAGUUUAAAAUGUUUUCAUCUCUCUCACAAACAAGAUCAAAUGUAAACAUGGUUCAGUCACUUGUACCAAUAUGGGAGGAACAGCGGAAACGGUCGGGGGUUCACGAGGCUACUAAUACUAUGCCUUCUGAUCCUGGUAAACCACUUCCAGAAGAUGUCAUGAAACUUCUCUCGUCUGGUCUUGAUUCUGAGAAAAAACUUAUUCAAUUGUGCAGUGAAGCUGAAACCACUUUAUUUUGCACUCCUUUAGAGAAGGAACUCAGAGAAACAGACAUAAUAGGCUCAGCAUCGCCACCAGCAUCACUGUGUAAAAAUGCCAAACUUCUUAAGGAAGGGACUGACACAAGUCCAAAGUUGUUGAAAAUUGGUGAAAUGCAAUCAGCUGGAAAUAUCGGAAUGUUGGACAUUAAGGAUGCUGAUAUGGAAGCACAAAAUCUUCUUAAGUGGCUUGCGACUUCUCAAGCGGCAGAGGAUAUAAACUCUGAUGACGAACUUGCUUGUGAAACAGCCUUGAGUCCCUUGCUUCCUGCUGCAACAGUUGAUAAGAUGCUGGAGAAAGCAAAUAUAGCUUUUGAGAAUGAGUCCCAGCAGGAGUGUCAGGAUAUUCUAGAUUCAAUUGAUGAUAUGUUUGAGUUAGAGCAACCAAAGAAAAAGCCUUCUCGUUCCAUUGAUCACAUUGGUCCUGUUGAAGCUUCACCAGACAUCAUUAUACCCCAAGUUGAUGGUUCUAAUGAUGAUGAAUUCCCAAGUCCACGUGCUAGUUUGGCUGGAAUCUCUAAUGCAGUUGAGGUAAACAGUGAAUACAAAAGAGUUUCUGAGCACAAUUUACUGCAGAAUGCCGACACAAGUACAGUUACUGCAGACAAAAGGAAUAGAAAAUGGGGAUCUUUGCCUUUUUCCAUGACCGGGAAGGUUAAUAAUGAUAGCAAAGAUUUUGCUCUCUCUGAUCACUUAAUCAGAAAUGAGGUUAAAAGUAGUACUUGUAUUAAAAGAAAUGUCGACGAAGGCACUUCAGAUUCAAAAGAAGUUCAUAGUUUGGUUAACUGUUCGUUACGGGACUUGAUGAGACGAAAGCGAUCCUAUCGAGUUGAACAUGAUGACCAGGAACCUGGAAAUGCAAAGAAGCUUAUUUUGGACAGGCAUGGGGGACCAAAAACAUGCCUUUGGCCAAAACAAAUUGAAUUGGAAGCAAUGCAAACUGAUGAAGUAGAAACAGAACUCCAGAAAAAUUCUGAUCAUGAAGCGAGAGGUCCUGAUUAUUUAGUGUGUGGGAAACAAUCGCUUCCAUCUGGUAGUGAUGGUUUUUUGAAUAUGUCAAAAGAUGAAUGUUUUGGUCAACAUGAAAGGGAGUGUCUAGACGCAAGUAUAGUGUUGUUGAACUCCACAAAUCAAAGUUCUUCUCCAAUGCAUGAAGGGCAAGGCCUGCUUGAAACUUCACAUUUUAUUUAUUCCACGGACAAAUCUGUGGCUUGGAGGGAGAAAAACCCUAAGGAUGAAACAAUUUAUGCAAACCACGUAGCUUCUGAUGCUUAUACCCCUAAUUCCUCUCUAGGCACUCAGUUGAGAACUGAUGUUGAUCACAAAGUCAGAGCUCCUGAGAGGUGUCAGCAAACUGAUUAUACUGCUUUAGGUAGUAGACAGAACGCAUUAGUUGAUGAUGAAGUUCCGCGAAAAAGUAACUGCAUGGAUAAAAUUUCUCGUGGUAGCAUAUGUUUUGUGCCGCAUGAUCAGAUGAAGUCUUAUGAGCAUGCCGUGGGAAAAAGUGCUGUGAGUGACACAAGAGUAUUGCUAAGUGAAAAGGCUGAUGAUCAAAAGCUGGAUAAAAAUUUGCUGUGGGAGACUGUUGGCUCAGAACCCAUUGUUGAUGACCUGAAAAGUAAUCACAUGAAAUUAACUGAAAUAACCGUAGGCAAUAGCUCUUCGAUUGACAAGAAUCUUGAAAGUAAUUUGUCCUUGCCAACCUUCUUUGAUACCAGUUUACAUUUGGAUGAGGAUGAUGAAAUGCCAGGGAAUGCUGUGGAUGUUUUUCUUCCUAUUUCUGCAAGGAAUUCCCAGAAACAGAUGGAACCUAGGAACAACUGUGUUACUAUUAAAACUCCCAGAUCCUCUGGGACAAAGAGCAUUUCUACUUACUAUCAAAAUGAUGGCUCUCACCUAUACCUAUUAACGCCUAAUAUUUUGCCUCCUUCUGCCGGUUCUGUGCAGAGAUGGCUAUUUUGUGAUGAGAGAGAGGAUCAGGAUGUACCUAAAUGCACUUCUGGACCUCUUCUCAUGCAUACUCCUGAUCAAAUGUGCCAAGAACCUGGCGGAGAGGAUAAGGACAUGUCUAUAUGCACUUCUGGAUCUCCUCUUAGGCAUGAGCUGUAUCAAGAUGCUGACACGGAAAAGAAGCUUCCAUGCAUUAGUGAAGGACAAACAGAAAGAAUAAAAGCAUGCCUGGAUGGCUCGCAAGAUAUUUCUCAGAUAUCAGGCCGGGAGGAGAAAUCAAGUUUUACCCCUCUUAGCCAAAUUGGAUUUCAAGACCCUGCAAGUGUUGGCCGUGGACAGCAAUUGGCAUUAGUCAGUAUAGAGAUUCUCGCAGAAUCUAGAGGAGACCUUUUACCUGAUCCUCAAUUUGAUGGGGUAAAUAUUGUAGCUCUUGGUUUUCAAAACGAUUGUGAUGCUGCUAUUGAAGUUGUAGUUCUUUUGCAUAGUAAAUAUGUACCUUGUCAGAGAAGUCUUGAUGGUCUAUCAGACUGCAAAGUACUGAACUUCACUGAUGAGAAGCACUUGUUUAAAGAAUUUACGAAGAUUGUGUCUUCAUCUGAUCCUGAUAUAUUGAUGGGCUGGGAUAUUCAAGGGAGUUCUCUUGGUUUUUUAGCAGAAAGGGCUUCACACCUUGGUUUGGGAUUACUUAAUGAUUUGUCUCGCACACCAUCUAAUUCUUGGGUUAAUUCUCAAGACAUCAAAAUGUCUGAAAGGAGUAUCUUGGAACCGGACAUCCUGGAUCCUCCUAGUCAAGAUUGUUGUGUACAAGAAAGUUCAAUAAUUGAGGAUGAAUGGGGAAGGACACAUGCUAGUGGAGUUCAUGUAGGUGGAAGAAUUGUCCUUAACUUAUGGAGAUUGAUUCGUGGAGAAGUCAAGCUAAAUUUGUAUUCAGUUGAAGCUGUUGCUGAAGCUGUAUUGAGGCGAAAAGUUCCUUCACUCAACCACAAUGUGCUGACAAAAUGGUUUUCAAGUGGUCCAGGACAAGCAAGAUAUCAGUGUAUCAAAUACAUUGUGGAUAAAGCAAAGCUGAACCUUGAGAUAUUAAAUCAACUUGACAUGGUUAAUCGAACAUCAGAACUUGCUCGCGUCUUUGGAAUAGACUUUUUUUCUGUUCUUUCUCGAGGCUCCCAAUACCGUGUUGAAUCCAUGUUUUUGAGGUUGGCCCACACACAAAACUAUGUUGCUAUCUCGCCUGGAAAACAACAGGUUGCUUCUCAACCUGCCAUGGAAUGCCUGCCUCUAGUAAUGGAACCAGAGUCGGGAUUUUAUUCAGAUCCUGUUGUUGUACUUGACUUCCAAUCUUUAUAUCCGUCAAUGAUAAUUGCAUACAACCUUUGCUUUUGUACAUGUCUUGGCAAAGUUGUGGCAUCAAAGACUAACACACUUGGGGUAAGUCCAUUUUCACCAGAGCAACAUGUUCUGCAGGAUUUAAAAGAUCAAAUCUUGCUCACUCCAAAUGGUGUUAUGUUUGUUCCUUCCAAGGUUCAAAGAGGUAUACUUCCCCGUCUAUUGGAAGAAAUUUUAUCAACUAGAAUAAUGGUAAAACAAGCAAUGAAAAAGUUGUCUCCUUCAGAACAAGUCCUUCAACGGAUAUUUAAUGCAAGACAGCUUGCUCUGAAGCUCAUAUCAAAUGUAACAUAUGGUUACACAGCUGCUGGAUUUACCGGUCGCAUGCCUUGUGCAGAACUUGCAGACAGCAUCGUUCAAUGUGGACGCUGUACCCUGGAAAAGGCUAUAUCAUUUGUAAAUCUACAAGAAAAGUGGAAUGCUAAAGUUAUUUAUGGAGAUACUGAUAGUAUGUUUGUCCUGCUUAAAGGACGCACUGUCAAAGAGGCCUUCCAAAUUGGGAGUGAGAUUGCUUCUGCUAUCACUGCUAUGAAUCCUAGUCCUGUCACCUUGAAGAUGGAGAAAGUUUAUCACCGUUGUUUCCUCAUUACUAAAAAGCGAUAUGUUGGCUACAGUUAUGAAAGCCCUGAUCAAAUUGAACCAGUUUUUGAUGCCAAAGGUAUUGAAACAGUACGCAGGGACACAUGUGAAGCAGUUGCUAAGAUAAUGGAGCAAUCUUUGAGACUCUUUUUUGAGCACCAGAGUUUAUUAGAGGUGAAGACUUAUUUGCAACGUCAGUGGAAGAGAAUUCUUUCAGGCAGAGUUUCCCUAAAGGAUUUUAUCUUUGCAAAGGAGGUUCGCUUGGGUACCUACAGUGCAAGGAUCUCAUCACUUCCUCCUGCUGCAAUUGUGGCAACCAAGGCAAUGAGGAUUGAUCGAAGGGCUGAACCACGUUACGCGGAGAGAAUACCUUAUGUUGUAAUCCAUGGAGAGCCUGGAGCCCGUCUGGCUGAUAUGGUUGUGGAUCCUUUGGAAGUUUUGGCAAUUGAUUCCCCAUUAAGAAUAAAUGAUUUAUAUUAUAUUAAUAAACAAAUAAUACCGGCUUUACAGCGAUUAUUUGGGCUUGUUGGUGCCGACCUGAACCUGUGGUUUGCAGAGAUGCCUCGCCCUAUAAGAGAAGCUUCUGUAAAGCAUGCAUUCACUUCAAACAUCCAUCGAACCAGAAUUGAUUCUUACUAUCUCUCAAAACAUUGUGUACUCUGUGGUGGGUUGGUCCAGGCAUCAGCCCGUUUAUGUGAUCAAUGUUCUGCAAAUGAGGUGGCUGCUGCAACGGCGGUGAUCGGUAAAACUUCGAAGUUGGAGCAAGAGAUGCAACAUCUCGUGUCUAUAUGUCACCACUGUGGAGGUGGUGAUAGGCUUCUCGAAAGUGGUGUGAAGUGCACGUCGAUUUCAUGCUUGGUGUUUUAUGAGAGGCGAAAAGUUCAGAAAGAACUACUUGCCGCCACCAAUGUUGCUGCAGAUAAAGGCUUCUAUCCAAGAUGCACGAUUGAAUGGUUUUGAAAGCAUGUGUUUGCACAGCUACAAAUGGUCUUUUACCCCUUAUUUUUCUGUUUGAACAAAAAUACCCCUCAAAGUUUACUGUAUGCAAAAUAUAAAAGUAAACUUGAAGAUUAUCGUAUACAAAAAUGUAUAAGUUAAACUUGAAGUUCAGUUUAUACAAUUUUAAAAACAAUGUGCAAGUAAAUAUGUACCAUAACUUUGAAGUUUGUUGUAAACAUAUGUAAACUUCGUAUCUAUGGUACAUAUUUUUAACAAAGGCUAUUUUUUCAAGAAAAAAUAUAGAUACACUUCUGGUUGGUGGGAUAAAUACACAUAGGUAAAAUUAUUUUAGUUUUCCGUAAAUUUGAAGCCCCUGGUGUUGGGCUAGUGGAAAUUGUUAUGAAUGCACGAGGUUCCACGUCAUUGUCACCAUUAUAAACAAAAAAUUGUAUAGCAGUAAUACAAAUUUAAAUUUUUUAUAUGUAACGUGAUACAUUGGUAAGGCUGAUUCUGAGUUUUUGCUACACUAUCGCAAUUGUAUAUCUAGCUAUAGCUAAGGUGUAACCGAUGUAUUUUUCUAUUUCA